AUGACCAUGUUACGUUCCAGUAGCCCUGCCAUGUCUGAAAUAUCGGUGGGUUCUCCCAGUCCACCGCCAGCUUUACAUUCGACAUCAGUGUCUACUAAUGGUUUUCAUGUUCUCAACAUCAAAAGACUUAGGCCCAGUGUGGAAAUAAUACCCACACAAUCCUUGAAAUUCCCCCCACCCAUAGCAUUGCCCCAGCGUAGAAAAUCUAGUGCGGAACGUGUUAAAAGUUUUUCUAUAGCUGAUAUUUUAGGCAAAAGGGAACAUGAGGAAAAACCUGCGGUGGAAAUGAAAACUCAUUUAAACAAAAGAUCCGGCACGCCACCCUCAAAACCCUUAGCACUUGCCAGCAUUCCUGCUACACACAAUAUGCCUUCGCAUAUAUUGGCAGAACGUUUACAACCUGCUCCAGCUCCCUUACUAAUGCUAGACUUACCCGGUCUACACAAAGUUAUACCCACAGCCUGGGAUCCUGCUGCAGCCGGUAAUCCCAACCCGUCUCCACCAUCCUUGCCCAUACACCAUUUCUUUCCUCCCGCUCUGCUGCACUAUGAACAACGUUUGGCCUGGGACUAUCAGCGUCAGCUGCAGGAACAUUUCCAAGCACAGGCCCAGCUCUUGAGACAAAUGAGCAUGGAUCCCAAUAUUAUACCAUCCGAAGAUGGUUCCGAACGUUCUCGCUCUAGUUCAGCCGGUAGUCAGUGCUAUUCACCCGAUGUCAAUGUAGCCGGAGAUGAUGAUGACGAGGAGGGGGAGGAAGGUGAAGAAGAUUCAGUGGGAAACUGUAGCAGGAAUGAUGAUCGUUUGCCGGCAAACAGGGAUAAAAGUGAUAGUAAUGCGAAAAUUUUGGAUGAUAAAUCGAAGAAGAUUGCAACUGAUACACCAUUGGAUGCUUUGUUCCAGCUGUCAACCAAAAAUUUCGAUGAAGAUCAAGAUCCUGCCACCUUAAACAUCUUUGCAACACGACCGAAUCCCAAAAAGAAGCGCAAAAGUCGUACAGCCUUCACGAAUCAUCAGAUAUUUGAGUUGGAAAAAAGGUUUCUCUAUCAAAAAUAUUUAUCGCCGGCAGAUAGAGACGAAAUUGCCGCCGGUCUAGGACUCUCAAAUGCCCAGGUGAUUACAUGGUUCCAGAACAGACGUGCCAAACUAAAGCGGGACAUGGAGGAGCUCAAAAAGGAUGUUGAAAACACGACCAGUCAGCCGACAUCAGCAGCAGCCGCCGACAGCCCCACAGCAUCCCCCCCAUUCGGAAGUCCAUUCAGCAGCGCUUACACAUGGCAACCAUACUACGGGAGUCUACAGCAACACAACAUCCUCAGGAAGACUAUCAUCAGCAGCAGCAGCAGGAACAACAGGGAUCAACAUUUCAACAGUACAACAGCUGUCACAACAACACCAGCAGCACCUCAACACUACAACAACAACAACAACAACCACCACAACCAACACGUGCAAUGAAAGCAGAAACGAAAGCGGUAAUUCAAGCGGAAGUAGCGAGGAGUCUCUACAAACUC
Molecule: messenger RNA, 1511 nt
Organism: Calliphora vicina (urban bluebottle blowfly)
Lineage: Eukaryota; Metazoa; Arthropoda; Insecta; Diptera; Calliphoridae
Gene: lbl
Product: ladybird late
Exons: 4
Coding region: 1-1455 (484 amino acids)
Biological process (GO): regulation of transcription by RNA polymerase II
Cellular component (GO): nucleus
Molecular function (GO): sequence-specific double-stranded DNA binding; DNA-binding transcription factor activity, RNA polymerase II-specific
Source: RefSeq, a predicted model, not a curated record